CUUCUGGGGGACCAUGCCCCCGGACCCCCCUAGAGGGUCGGGGGUUCGCCGUAGCCUUCUCACCUUUUAUUUUUUUUACCCCUGACCUGUUUGCGUGCCUGUUAUUAGCAAGGGGGUUUAGCACUUUUCCAAGGCACUGUAUUCAUAUACCACCAUACCUCUUAAUGUAUGAGUCAAGUAACAGUUAACCCUAACCCCAACAAAUAUAGUUAAUUAAAUGGAUUGAUAAUGUACUCCCAGUUCCUGACUAUUUGGAAUAACUCGGUAUACAAUUUAGUAUAUUAGAACUCAUGAAGCAAACACUUUCUUUUCGACUUCCUCAAACUCCUUAAUAAUAACAACAACAACAGUGUGAUGUAGGCUAACUAAUUCACAUGCGUGAGGAUAUUCAUACAGGAAAACUGUUCAGUUUUACUCAAAUUGGUCCUCUCUCCAAAGUUUGACUCACUAUUUCACCCAUUGGCAGUGUGUUAUGUCGAUCGUUUGAAAAGUGUCCCCCCAAAACACAAUUUCCCAUCAUUCUUAGCGAUCCUGGCACGUGGAAGGGGUGCGGAAGGGGGAGGGGAGUGGGAGAGGGGAGGCAGAGUAAUCCAAGAUGUUUAUUUGUUCAUUGUGAUUACGAAAUAACAGCACGGUUUUUCACCUCUCUGUAUUAUUUGCCUCCGUGUUGCAGCCUGGAGAAGUGACUCAGUUAUUAACAGAUUUGACGCUAUCAGAAUAAAACCACAACGGCUGUUAAUGAGGCGCUAAGGGGACUGGCAGCCUCCUGCGCGUGUGUCCUGUUCUUCUGUCAAAACGUGAAACUGCCGCUAUACUGGACUGCGGCCUGUGGCGCGGGGUGAUUCAGUUGGAGUUUACAGACGGAAUACGGGAAAUAGCUGCGAAAAAACAAAGGCAAACGAGACUAUUUAACUAUUUUAUCAGGCAUUCGGGAAGAUACCCCUUUUAACAGACGGAGGGACUUAGUCUGCCCUGUCUGCCACGCUCCAUGCCAUUGGUCAACACACCCGGAGCCCCGCCUACCGGAAGAAGAUGAUCAGGAUGUCAUUGGACAAAGAGACUGUCCUUUCCAGAGACCCAGUCCUCCCAGCAUGCCCUGGGGCUGGGAGUGGAGCUCUGAACGACCAAUCCAACAGCCUAGUCCCCAAACCAGGAAAGACACGCCCCCUCUGUCCGAAAAAUGGGAUCCAGGCUCCACCCCCACCCCAGGCCCCACCCCCUGCAUCCCAGCAGCGAAUGGCGAAGCGGCGUUACUCGGUGGGCGUUGGCUUCAAGCAUCCGGGCUUCAGCAAGCGCCGUCGCCGUGCCAACAGCGACAGCCUAUCAGAGCCCUCCCUCCCCACCAACUUCCUCCUGGGCGGGAACAUCUUUGACCCACUGAACCUCAACUCCCUAUUGGAUGAGGAGGUGAGCCGCACGCUGAACGCGGCCACACCCCAAAGCUCUCCCCUGCCGGCGCGGGCCAGAGACCCCGUCCAGAUCCUGGUACCCCGUGACAUCACGGACCCCCUCAACCUGAAGAGCGGGGGGCCAGAGGGGCUGCUGCUGUCCCCCCUGAAGAGCAGGAAGAGGCACAGGAACAGGCACCACGGGGCCGACGCCCUCUCGGACUCCGCCAGGUCGAAGGGCGCAGGUGAGCUGGUGUUGGGGGCUCAGGCUGUUGCAGUACCAGCAGCGUCCAGAGAGGGCAGUGUGACGUCUCCUCUCCCCUACGAGCUCAAUACUUCCAUCAAUUGCAGGGACGAGGUGGUCCCGCCCAUCCUGCCCCGGAGACACACCCACCCAGGUCCCUCCUCCAAGACCCGUCACCAUGCUGAUGGCCAUCGGCCACGGAAACGCCGGCGCACAACCUCCGCCAGGUCUGAGCACCCUCCGUCUCUGACUCCGCCCCCUCCGAGCUUCCACACGCCACUGGGGGCGGGGCCUCAAAGACACAAGCCGCUGGCACCCCCUCCGAGGAAGAAAAACAAGUAUCUCCACGGCAACUUCAGUCGUUACUAUGGCUACCGCGGUUGCUACGGCGCCGGAGCCGAGGGGCGGGUCGGGCCAGGGGAAGAUCCCCGCCUCGAGAUGCUGCAGCCUGAUUGGUUCAGAGGGAAGACGGCACUGGACAUUGGCUGCGGCACGGGUCACAUGACCCUGGCCAUCGCUCGCAGGUUUGGCCCCGCCCACAUCCUGGGCGUGGACAUGGAUGAGCGCCUGGUGCACGCCGCCAGGAAGAACGUACGGCACUUCCUGUCUCAAAGCCUCGCACAGGAAGCUGAGGAGAGGGGGGGGGGUGGGUCACUGGAGGAUCCUGGGAAACAAACGAUAGCUGCAGGAGUUGAUGGAAGCAGGAGGGAGGAGAGAGGAGAAGAGGGGAGGGAGGAGAGAGGAGAAGAAGAGUUACAGAGGUUACUGACAGUGUUGGGGCGCCACCCAGACAGGAAGACCCACGCCCCUUUCCCGCUCUGUCUCCGGGUGACCAGGGGCCCCCUGGCUGCUCCCCCCCUGGCCGCCUCUCCCCACCCCGGAACAUUCCCCCACAACGUCACCUUUCUCACGGGCAACUAUGUGAUGGACAGGGAGGCAGGGCUGGAGCAGUAUGAUGUCAUCCUGUGUCUGGGCAUGGCCAAGUGGGUGCAUCUUCACCAUGGUGACUGGGGAGUUACCAGGCUGUUCAGACGAGCCUAUCAAAGCCUCCAGCCUGGAGGACACUUCCUGCUCGAGGCCCAAUCAUGGAGCAGCUACUGUCACAGCAAGAGGACCUCGGAGACAACGUUGAAGAACUUCCGUAACAUUCGUCUGCGUCCGGAGAAGUUCUGUUCCUAUCUGACCUCCUCCAAGGGAGGGUUCUCCUCCUACCACCUCCUCCUCUCAGACACAGGUUACCACAGGCCCAUCUACCUUUUCCACAAAGGCCCCACUUCCAGGAAGUGACACAACAGGAAGGAAAUGGCGGUCAGCCCAGGGCUUGGUGUGUGACUGGAUAACCUCUGACUACAAGAAACUGAUUGGUCGAUGCUGACAGCUAGACCACAGGAUUGGACAGCUCUGUGAUCACGUGAUCUGCUCUGUGAUCACGUGAUCUGCUUGUUCACAGAAGACUGGGAGACACAUAACACACACACACACAUCACACAUACCUAACACACACCUAGCACACACACACACACAUAACACACACACACACCUAGCACACACACACACACAUCACACACACACAUCACACACACACACAUAUCACAUGUGUGUGUCAGAGAGAGAGUGUGUGUGUGUGUGUCAGAGUGUAUGUGUGUGUGUCAAAGAGUGUGUGUGCGUGUGUCAGUGUGUGUGUGUGUGUGUGUGUUAACUAUGUCAGAGAGUGUGUGUGUUAACCAUGUCGUAGUUUCUAUUUUUCAUCAAUAAAGUGUAUUGAUUAACCUGCCCUUUCUCUCUAUUAGCAGCAAAUUACACUGACUGGUUAUGAAGACUGGUUGUUAUGAACUGACUGGUUGUUAUAAACUGACUGGUUAUGAAGACUGGUUGUUAUGAACUGACUGGUUGUUAUAAACUGACUGGUUAUGAAGACUGGUUGUUAUGAACUGACUGGUUAUGAGUAAAAACCUGUUUCCUUAGUUUCUUCUAAAUCCUGUCUGCAGUUCUCUCUCCAGCCACCAGGUGUGGCUAGAGGCUGACAGGACUCAGACCUGGCCUGAAGACACCAGAAAAACACAAUUUAUUUUAUAUAUUCAAUCUUUUCAUAUUAAAGAUCAUAUAUACUAUAUUUCCAAACAUACGUCUAACCAGGCCACUCCGUGUAUCUGAUCCAUGAAACAGCGUAGAGUUAUAUACUUAUGAUAUAUGUUGCUGCUGUAGUUUCUAUAUGCAGUAUUAAUAUUUACUUUGGAUAAAACUGUUUGCUACAUCAAUAAAACGUCAAUGUAAAACGUUAAAUAUAUAUUUUCAUGUAUAUGCAUCUCACUAACUGAUGUAUAACUGCUGACUCCGCUGCUGGUUACCUCAGGACAAACUCAGACAUAUUGAUGAUAUUGUGUAGUUUAUUGAUUAGCAUAAUCACAUUAGUCCCAAACUUGAUUAGAAUAUUCAACACAAUGUUUCCA
This is a messenger RNA of Hypomesus transpacificus, 4082 nucleotides long. RefSeq names its product methylphosphate capping enzyme b (gene mepceb). The record is from RefSeq and is a predicted model, not a curated record. Gene Ontology annotation, molecular function: RNA methyltransferase activity; O-methyltransferase activity; snRNA binding. Lineage: Eukaryota; Metazoa; Chordata; Actinopteri; Osmeriformes; Osmeridae. Gene Ontology annotation, biological process: snRNA modification.